Paramecium pentaurelia is the source of this 2505-nucleotide messenger RNA. The record is from the annotation of a GenBank genome assembly. Lineage: Eukaryota; Ciliophora; Oligohymenophorea; Peniculida; Parameciidae.
AUGGUGAAGAAAAAUGAAAACGUUUAAUAGGAUGAUCAUCACGAAAGAUUCCAAUAAAUAAAACCAGAGUUCAAUGUUUUUAAUCGUAAGAAGUUGAGGAAGGAAAAAAAGAUGAUAAAAAAAUAGAAACAUAUGUAAAUUAAUUAAUAGAGAAAUUGGAAAAACUAAGGUGUUUAAAAUGUUAACUAAAACUAGCCAUAAGAAAAAGAAAAGAAAUAAAAUUAAGAAAUUAAAAAUUAACCAACCAAUAAUCAACAGAAAUAAUAAUAAUAAUAAAAAUUAGUAAAAUAGAAACUAAAUUCUAAUAACAACGAAAUAGAUGAAAAGAAAAAAUUAUAAUUAUAAAGAGAAAUAGAAUAGGAAGAAAAGGAAAUAGAGAGAUUAACUAAAAAAUUAAAAUUGAAAUAGAAUAGAUUACCAAAAGCAUAAAUUUUGGAAGAUGGUUUAGAAGAGGAUUUAUUUGAUUUCUUAGAUCAUAUUGAUUAAACUAUUAAGGAAAAGGAUACGCCUAAAAAUUAUUUAGCUUUUUAAAAAAAAAAUGAAAAUGAAUCAAAUGAGGAUGUAAGCGCAGAGUAAAACUUGGAAGAUUAAUCUGAUGAUUAAAUUAAAGAUGAAUCAUAAUAAGAAAUAGAAGAAGAAGAUGAAGAUGAAGAUUAUAGAGAAGAUGAUGAAGAAUAAAAUGAAGAUGAUGUUGAUGAUGAUAUGAUUGAAGAUGAAGAAUAAAAUGAAGAUGAUGUUGAUGAUGAUUUGAUUGAAGAUGAAGAAUAGAAUGAAGAUGAUGAUGAUGAUAUUGACGAUGAUGAAAUUCAACCAGAUGAAGAAGAAAUAGAAGAAGAAGAAAAUUAAUAAUCAGAUGAAUAAGAAGAAGAAUAUGAAGAAAAGAAUGAAAAUUUAUAAAAGAAGGUUUAAUAGAAGCAAGACUAACCAAUUAAUGAAUAAAAGAUAAAUAAAGUUUAGAAAGAAUAAUUAGUAUAAGAGAUUUAACCCCCUUAAGAAAUUUAAUAUGAUGAGACUUAAUUAAUGGAGGUUAAGAAACUAUUAAAUAGAAAUUUAAAUAAAAUUUCAGAGGCAAAUAUUAACAAUAUUGUAGAUGAAAUUGAUAAAAUCUUUAAUUAACAUCCUAAAUAGAUAGUUGGAUUAGUAUUUGGAUAAUAAAUUGUUUAAUCAGCAAUAAAACCUAUUGAAUUACUACCUUAUUUAUUGAGUUGUAUUAUAGCAUCAUCUUGUUAUUUUCAUUAGGUAUAUGACAAUCUAUUUUUUGGAGAGUUAAUUAAACAAGUAAUUCUUAAAUUAAGAUCUAUUCCUGUUAAUCAUGAGGUUAAAAAUAUAACAUUAAUAUUUUGUCAUUGGUAUUUAUUUGAAUCAAUAUCAUUGCAAUUCAUUAAGGAAUUUAUAAAAUAUUUAUUGAAAACUUAGACUGCAGAUAAUGUUGAAAAUUUAUUAAUAAUUAUUUAAUAUUGUGGAAAGAAAAUUAGAUAAGAUAAUCCAGCAAUUUUGAAAUUGAUCAUAGAAGAUAUAAAGUAAGCUUUUUCAAAUGUAAGUGAAUCAAGAACUAAAUUUUUACUUAUGACCUUAGAUGAUUUAAGAUUGAAUAAAAAAAUUACAAGUUAAUCUGAAAGAUUAGAAUUUAUAUUAAAUUGGCAUAAAUAAAGAACAUAAAAAUUAAUACAUAGAAUAUUUUGUUAAGGCUUUGAUUUUAGUUAUGAAUCUUAGUUUUUGAGUAAUAAUUGGUGGAAGCCUAUAGUCAGUAAUGAAGAAUAGAGUUAAUUAUUUUAAGAAUUUAAAUAAUAAAAAAGAAAUAUAAAAUUGGAAAAAUUAGAAUAAUUAGCAAUUGAUUAAAAAAUGGUAACUGAAACUCGUAAAACUGCAUUCGUCAUAAUAAUGGGAGCAGAUGAUUUGUUUGAGGCUGCUUAAAAUUUAGAUAAAUUAGGUUAUUUAAAAAAGAAAAAACAGGAUGUAUGUUUAGUAAUCGUUGAAAUGUGUGGUAAUGAGAAAACAUAUAAUCCAUAUUAUUAAGAAUUAGCUCAUUAUUUAAUAAAUUUAGAGAGGGGAAUGAAAUAAGCAUUUUAAUAUAUGCUAUGGGAUAAAUUUAAAUUAUUAGAAAAUUAUAGUAUAAGAAAAUUAAUAAAUAUUGCUAAGUUUUGUUCGAAUCUAUUAAAAAAGGAGAGUCUUAAUUUAUUAUUAUUAAAAUGGUUUAACUAUGAUGAAUUAUUGGAAAUUUAAGCACAAUUUCUAUGUAUCGUAAUACAGAAUUUUUUAUAAAAGUAACAUAUUUAAUAAUAUUUUAUUAGCAUCUCCAUAGAUAUUAUGGCUAAAUAAAGUAAAAAUCUUUUUGAAAAUGCAGAUUAUUUACCAUUCAGAAAUGGUCUUUAAAUGUUUUUAAAAAAUAGAUUCAAAAGUUAUAUUGAUAGUUAGGAUGAUUAGAACAAAUUCAAUUAAUUGAAGAAAGACUUGAGAAUUAUGAUUAAGUUAUUAGAUGAAGAUGCAAUUAAUAAUGAUGCUUGA